Molecule: messenger RNA, 4462 nt
Organism: Chara braunii
Lineage: Eukaryota; Viridiplantae; Streptophyta; Charophyceae; Charales; Characeae
Source: the annotation of a GenBank genome assembly
GCGGACGAGGCCGCGGUAAGGGACAGCGAAAUCGUGGGCAUGGCAGCAGGAGGCCACGUGUAACUAUUGUGCAGAAAAGGGCCAUAUUAUGCGGUUUUGUCAGCUCCUAUCAAAAGAUGAGAAAGAAGGGAUAGUCUUAACCACGAUACAUGGUGAAGUCUUUGAUUACGAAGGGAAUCUGAUCGACCCCAACACUGAAGGGGGUAUGAGGAAGGAGGCGUUUCGUCGAAUGGGCUGUUCCCUUUCGACGACGUUCCGGAUCACUUCCCUUGAAGAAGCGUGGUUGGCCGAGGUCGAGGAGACCAUGGCAUCGUUGCAUAUUAACGACUCGCCGGUGGAGCCGGAAGGAUUUAGGGAGCAAGUGGCGAAACGAGCGCAAACCAUCACGAGAAGGCUUGCCCAAUGCCGGGACUCCAUCAUCCAACUUUGCGUGGACGUGGAGGAAGUCUCGCCUGGAUUGCCGAAUGUCUUUCUCUUUGGCGAAUGGGGUGAUAAAAGGGAAGAUGCGACCGGCCAAACAGGGACGUCUGCGCCGAGAGAAGUACUGCAAACCACACCAAUGGUAAGCACAAUGCGACCCAGGCAUGUGCUGAAGAGAAGUGCCCCGACUAUAGCUGUUCAAACUCGGAUGCGGCGACGAAGCGAGCAGCUUCAAAAGGAAAGAGGGCCUGAAAAGGCAGUGGAAGAAGAGCCUAUCCCCGUUAGUGAGAACGAUGAGGAUAACGAGGAUGAGAGGUUGCGGGCCGAAGAGGAAGAACGGGCUCGUCGUCGUGCACUGGAAAGGGAACCUGAGAAAGGGAAGGCUGAGGUAAGUGAGGAGGAGCCACGAAAGAAGAAAAACAUUUAUUCGAUCCCCGUGGAGCAGGGGAUCGAUAUUGAGCGACUUGUCGAUAAGAUCCUGGAGAGUCAGCGCGACUUGGUCAUGCUGAAGGAAAUUUUGGCGAUUGGACAACAAGAGUACUCGACACUCGUGGAUGAUGGGGCCGAGAUGAACAUCGUUCGCGAGCGCCAUGCCAUCGAGGCUGGGUUGAAGAUCAACCGAGACGACUACGGGUUUUUGGUGGGAGCUAGCGGAUCGACUCCAUUCUGCGAAACAGCCAGUGGCGUUCUCGUCACGGUCGGAAAAGUCAAGAUCCGUUCUUAUUUCUACGUGUUACCUAGAGUGGAACACGAGGUGCUUCUCGGAAGGGCAUUCCUAUGUCAGUCGAAAAGUAUCAUCAUUAACAAGCAUGAUGGAACCAUGUUUGUGAUCCUUUGCGAUCCUGUUUGCGGGUACUACUACGAGGUGGUCAAGUGUGCGAACACUGGACCCUAUUGCUCGCGGAACCGGCUGAAUCCGAAAUCGUAUACCUUCCCGGAGUCAGAAAAGUUGAGAAGGGAAAAAGAAUCGUUAGAGGAGGAGCCGAAUCCUCGUGAGUUAUCGCUGACCCUGCCUGAUAUUGGGCAGGCAAUCGAUUUUGUGUCGACACAUGCGGCGAUCGAUCCAAAUGUGGUGCAAUCAUUGACGAAGAUCAUCACGGACACCGGAAGCGCAGGAACUAUGCGCCUUGUUUACUCCCCGUCGGAGGGGAAUGGGGGAGAAGAUCAGGGAUUGCCCUCCACUCGACAGGGUCCUUUUUUAGAGGACGCAGGCUUGACACCGGCGCCAAACGAAAAGGGGUAUAUCAUCGAUAUAUUGAGGGAGGAACAUCUCGCCUAUGCAUUUGAUGAUGAUGAGCGAGGAAGGUUGGAUGUUGAUAAAAUCCCGAUGAUCAGAGUUCAUAUUGUACCACAUGAGCCAUGGAAUGUAAGAGGGCCACAUUAUCCGAAUCUGGAGGAUCACCGUAAAGUGGUCGCGUAUCUUGAUGGGAAGAUCCGAACAAAGGUUGCAGAUUAUUCUUACGGGCCGUAUGCAUCUCCAUGGUUCUAUUUCAUCAAACCGAAUGGUACUCUGCGAUGGAUUCAGGACCUUCAGAAGCUGAAUUCAGUGACAGUGCAAGAUGCAGGUGGACUCCCACAUGCAGACCAACUGUCGGAAUCUUGUGCAGGAAGGUCUAUCAUCACCCUGAUCGAUUUAUAUUCCGGGUAUGAUCAAUUUCCCAUUUACACUGCGGAUCCGCCGAAGAUGGCAAUGCACACUCCUCGCGGGUUGAUCCAUAUGUGCGUGGCACUGCAAGGGUGGACGAAUGCAGUCGCCAUUGUUCUGAGAUAUAUGAUAAGGGUUAUGCAGCCUUAUUGUCCUGACAUAACUUCGCCAUAUAUUGACGACUUGGUUGUCCCAAGGUCUCGUACGAAAGACCUGACGGAGGUGUUGUCGGGCAUUCGCCGCUUUGUCUGGGAGCACAUCAAUGAUGUGUUGAAAGUCCUUAAGAGGUUGAAGGAGUUUAAUCUCACAGCUAGUGGGAUUAAGUCUCGACAUUGUAUGAAAAGAGCAGUGAUUUUAGGAUUCCUCUGCGACGAGAAAGGUCGUCGUCCGGAUGUGAAGAAAACUAAUAAAAUCUUGGAAUGGCCGACCCCUUUCAAGUGGAUCACAGAUGUGCGAAGUUUCCUUGGAACCGGUGGAUUUUGGCGCAUCUUCAUCCGCAGACGCUUCAUCCUACGGGUGGAUCCGACUGCAUUGACUCAAUCCUUAAGGAAUUAUUCACCUGCUGAUCCCACCAUUGCACGAUGGUUGACUUGUAUUUGGAUGUUUGACUUUGAAAUUGAGCGAAUUUUGGGGAGUCAAAAUCGCGCAGAUGGGCUGAGUCGGGUUAAAUGGCAUCCAGAGUCGGAUCAAGCAGAAGAAUCAGUUCCGGUCGAUGCGUUUCUGAAGGAAGAAGAGUCACUGUUGACUCUUAAUUCUCUUACCUACCUGACUGAUGAGACCACUCGACAUGGGAGAUCGAUAUGGAAUGCUCCUACCUAUCACGAGAUACGGUUAGAGCUCGUGACGGAAGAGUCUUUCAUUGAGGAGGACCUAUGGGGCGAGCAGACCUCAGAAGAGAUAAUGAGGUUGGCUUUGACCGAUGACAUCGACCUUGUGCUUGAUCCACUGACAAUUGAACAGGGUCAUAGCCAGGCGGAUAACACUUUCCAUACCGUUGGAAGGAUGUCAUUCAUCAUGAACUUGUUAGUUCAUGGAGAUCGCCUGAGGUUAAUGAAUGCAGAUGAAGGAGGCAGUGAGGUUAAAGAGGCGUUUCAGGAAAAGGAGUACGAAGGGGAAUAUAAGAAGAUAGGCAUGUGGUUGAAUGGGGAAUUGGACGAAAGCGAGGUUGAUCCAGUUGUGCGGGAGAAAAGCAAAGGAUUUGUUGUUCGUGAUGGUCAUCUCUUUAAGAAAGUUGUUGAUGGUGUCCCUAAGAGGGUGGUAUGCGGAACCUCCAGACAGUUGGAUGUGAUUGUUGCUCUGCAUGAUGGGGUAGCUGGGGGACAUAGAUCUGCGUGGGUAACCCUGAACAAGAUCCAACGUCUUUAUUUCUGGGAUGGGAUGAACAAGAUGGUGAUUGACUUCUGUAAAUCUUGUUUUCCUUGCCAACAGAGGUCUAAUAUUCGCUACCUCGAACCCCUAAAUCCACGCUAUGUGGCAGAACCGGGUGCGGUGGUGCAUUUGGAUCUCUUAGUAAUGCCACUUGGGAUAAAUGGGUACCGGUAUAUCUUUGAUGCAAGGGACAAUUUGACUGGGUUCGUUGAUGGUCGUGCCAUUCGUGAACGUACUGGGUCAGUCUUGGCAGAGUGCAUUGAGGAAUAUUACCUCCAUUAUCCAUUUGUUCAGGAGAUUGUUAUGGAUCGAGGAGGCGAGUUUCGAGCAAAGGAGGUGCAAACGCUUUUGAAAAGACUGGGGGAUGUGGAAACGAAACUCUCGACGGAGGAGUUGUUGGAGUUAAGGGCAAGACAGAUCAUGGUAACGGAAGAGCGGAUUGAGGAUGCGACUGUGUCUACUUCUGAAAGUAGGCAAGCUGACAAGGAAAGAUGGGAUAAGAGGCCACGUGUACGAAAAAAGCCGCUGGAAGUUGGGGACAUCGUCUUUUUGUAUGAUAUGUCGUUAGAAAAGCAGCGGUCCGAGAAACUAGACAGUCGGUGGUUGGGACCAUAUCGGAUCACUAGGAAAACAGAGCAUGGGGCAUAUGAAAUAGAAGAAUUGGAUGGAUCUCGGAGUAGGAAUUGGGUAUCAGGUGCACAUCUACGGAAGUUCAUUCCAAGAGUUUAGCAAAAACUUUUAGUAGAAAGGAAAGGGGGGGGGGAGGUAAUUGGUGGCAUCAAUUUUGGUAAUUCUUUUUGCUUUUGUAUUGUGGUUCAGUUGGUUCUGACUUUUGUCUUAGGCUAACCAAGGAAGUAACUUUUGGGUGAUAACUGCAAUCACAACUUGUGAGGACAAGUGGGGUAUUUGUGAUUUCAGUUCGUGAUUAAUUGUCAACUGUUAAUAAAAGUAUUGAGAUUGAAAGGUUAUGAAUGAGAUUGUGACUCCUGUUGUUUUGUUAAGAAGUAAUAAUGAAUUUGUGCUUACUAU